AUGCAGAAGGAGAUAGACUCCAAGAAACCAACGCUCGCCGCCAUGCGCAGUGGCUCUGCUGCGGACCUCAAUGGCGAGGCAGUAUCUGACACCUCUGUCCUCCUCUUCUCCGGCCACUUUGCAGACCUGGAGUCCCAAUUCUUCACCGAGUCCGAACGCAUGAAGGCGGCCACAUAUCAUAUCAAUGACUUUAACUGUGAGUGCUUCAACAGGCCAUCACAUCCAUUUAUGUGUGGGCCUCGAAAUGAGCAAAAUGGAAUUUAA
Molecule: messenger RNA, 264 nt
Organism: Dibothriocephalus latus
Lineage: Eukaryota; Metazoa; Platyhelminthes; Cestoda; Diphyllobothriidea; Diphyllobothriidae
Source: the annotation of a GenBank genome assembly